This is a messenger RNA of Hymenoscyphus albidus, 1073 nucleotides long. The record is from the annotation of a GenBank genome assembly. NCBI's taxonomy places the organism in Eukaryota, Fungi, Ascomycota, Leotiomycetes, Helotiales, Helotiaceae.
AUGGCCAUUCCAUCAUUACAACCAGUCUCGGAGACACUGAUCCCCAUCUCGAAAGACGACACCCAAUUCAUCCCCACCUCGCGGCAAAAACAAACCAUCCGCUCCCUUAUCCCACCCGUCAUUCCAAGCCGUCUUAAAUCUGGAGGCCACACCCUCACCCUUAGAACCAAACGAAGAAACUCAACUUCCUCCUCCAUCCAAUCCGUAACCUCAUCCCUCCUAUCUCGCCCCCGAAAAACCACUCAGACGCCCACCCCCUCCCUCGCCACCCUCCCCUCCGAGCUCCUAACAGCAAUAUUCACGCACCUAGACCAAAGGAGCCUCCACGCCCUCCUCCUCACCUCCUCACACACCCUAGAAAUCGCGGCCAAAUUCCUCUAUUCACAUCCCCAAUUCGCCUCCACCUACCGCUUCGCACAAUUCAGCUUCGAAGUCUCUCACCACCCGCACUACGCAACCCUCGUACGAACCCUCGACCUCUCCUCCUUCCACAAACUCCACCAGAACCCCGAGAACCAGGAACUCUUACCACUAGCCGGCUGGCGAGAAUUCAAGUACCGGCACCAGGACACUCCCUGGCAACGCAGCACACCAUUUUUACAAACCUCCCACUUCGGCAAGACCUCCACACACCUCGCACCGUGCCCUUUCCUCAAAUCCUACCACCGCACACGAGACAUCCCCAUCGGCGCCCUCUGCCACGUCCUCACCGCCUGCACCUCCCUCAAAGCCCUCAACCUCUCACGCCUCCAACUCGCAGGCGACUUCCUCGUCGCCUCCCCCUUAUUCCCUCCCACCGCAACCACAAAAAUGGUCUUCGUCUCCGACGUCCCCAAGAGCUGGACGUGGGCAUCGGACGAUUUGAAGCCCGUGUACGCGGACGAUAUCAUCCGGGCGAUUGUGGGCUUAAGCGAGUUGGAGGUGUUGAAGGCGAGGGCGUGUAUGUGGUUGACGACUUCGCGGGUGGAGCGGUUGAUGCGUGGUGCGAAUCGGGGGACGGGGGAGAAGGGGGGGUUGAGGAGGGUGGAUUUCAGGGAGAGUGGGAUGCAGAAGGGGGUUGGGUGGGCGAUUAA